Molecule: messenger RNA, 687 nt
Organism: Arctia plantaginis
Lineage: Eukaryota; Metazoa; Arthropoda; Insecta; Lepidoptera; Erebidae
Source: the annotation of a GenBank genome assembly
AUGUACUUCGCAAAGCUGAAAUCUUUGAAAUUGAUGAAUAAGGGAUUUUCACCUCACACGUUUAGUGUGUUUGCGAUAGCUUGUUCACGACUAACAAUUUUGAAUUUAAGUCGCUGUCCGUCUAUUACAGACGGAGAUUUAAUUCCAAUAUUGUUAAGAAAUCAGAAUUUGCUGAGCCUCAACCUGAGUCAGUGUAAAAGUUUGUCCGCCAAAUGUUUACAACCAGUAAUAUUAUACUGUAAUAAUUUACGAACCCUAAAACUGGCACGAUGCCCGUGGUUAACAACUGGUGCCGUGGAAGCUCUGGCUCUGCACCAGUGCACCCUGGAAGAUGUAGACUUAUCCUACUGCGUCUCAAUAUCUGAAAGCUGCAUACUGAUAUUCAUUAAGAAGUUCAGACACUUAAAAACAUUUAACUUGGAAGGCAAUAAACAGGUGACUGACAAAACUGUGUAUGCCCUGGCUAAGUACAGCACAUUACUAAAAAUGUUGAACUUGACUGGAUGUUCAGAGAUUACCGAUAAAGGUGUCAGAUAUUUAGGUCUUCAUAGCCCCAAACUACAAGGCCUGCUUGUGCGAGGAUGUACCAAAGUAACUGAGAAUAGUCUAAAACUAAUGAGAAACAGGGUGCACCUAGAUAGGAGGUAUGAGGAACCUCUACCAGUCCCUAUCUAUGUGCAAGUCUGA